GGUAGAAUCUCAGGUUACCAGUAGCAUUACAUAAAAGAACACACCAUGCUGACACCAGUAGCCUCUGGCAUUUGCAGAUAGGCUAGUACAGCAAGACUUGAGAUUCUUCUUUCACACUUGAUGAUCCACCCAAACACUCUGACUCUCUCUCUGGCUGGUUAGAGUUCAAACACUGCAGCAAUGCCUCCACCGGGUGUGUGUAUGAACAUCAUUAAUGCACGUCACAUUAAAGAUGGUUCUGGGAAUGUCGCCAACCCUAAGAAGUUCCUCAACCAAGACUUUCAGCAGCUGAAACAGUACUGUCUCAUCAAGCGGGUAAGGUACAUCGACGAGAUGUUCCCCCCUGACAGAAGAUCUAUCGGCGAAGGAGUACUGAGCCCCAAUCACCUGGCCCAAGUGGUGUGGCUGAGACCAGGGAAAAUUGUUCCCAUUCCAUCUUUUGCUGUUGAUGGAGUCUCCAGGUUUGACUUUGGUCAAGGCGUAAUUGGAAACUGCUGGUUUCUUGCGUCUAUUGGAGCUCUGACAUUCCAGAAUUACAUUCUUGAGCAAGUUGUCCCUCUUGAGCAAAAAUUUGAUGAGGACUACUGCGGACUGUUCCACUUCAGGUUCUGGAGAUUUGGAAGCUGGGUGGAUGUCGUCAUAGAUGACAAGCUACCAACAAUCAAUGGCAGACUAAUCUUUGUUCACUCCAAAGACCCAACUGAGUUCUGGCCUGCUUUGCUGGAGAAAGCCUAUGCCAAGGUGUGUGGUUCCUACGCGGACAUGAAUGCUGGAACUCCUGCCGAGGCUUUGGUGGACUUCACUGGUGGUGUUCACAUGUGUAUCGAGCUGUCAGACCCUCCUCCAAACCUGUGGGAACUGAUGCUCAGAGCAGGCCAAUCCAAGUCAUUAAUGGGUUGUGGUACACCACAAGGGGAAACAUCUGCCAACACUGUACUUCCAAAUGGACUGGUCCAAGGCCAUGCCUACACUGUCACGGGUGUGAAACAGAUGAUGAGCAAAGGGCAGCCAGUAAACAUGGUGCGUUUGUGGAACCCCUGGGGCCAAGGAGAGUGGAAAGGAGACUGGAGUGAUGGGUCGCCUCUUUGGCAAACUGUAAGUCCUGAAGAUCGUCUGAUGUGCCUCUCCGUGCAUGAAGAUGGGGAGUUUUGGAUGACACUGGAAGACUUCUGUAGGUUCUACUCAGAUCUCGACAUCUGCUGCCUGUGCCCCGACUUCCUUGAUGGAAGCACUUCUUGCCACUGGAAGGCCUCCUUCUAUGAGGGCAGAUGGGUUGCAGGAACCACUGCUGGAGGAUGCAUGAAUAACCUCGAGACCUUCUGGACUAAUCCACAGUAUCGAGUCAAGAUUGAAAAAUUACUCAGUGACUGUUCUGCAGAACAGGGGGAAAAUAACAUGCUGGUGUCUCUCAUGCAAAAACCUGACAAGAGGAACAGACGCCUGGUCAAAAAUCUCCACAUUGGAUUCUCUGUGUUUGAGGUGUCUGAAGAAUACGCGGGACAGAGGGGGAAGUUCCCAGCCUCUUUCUUCAGCAGAAACAGUCCUGUUGCCCAAACUAAAACCUACCUGGAUGCACGUGAGGUGAUGGCAUUCACAAUGCUGAAGCCUGGUGAAUACCUGAUUGUGCCGUCCACCUUCAAUUCCAAUGAGACAGCCUCCUUCAUCCUGACCAUCCUGUCCAAGGCAGAGACCCACGUCCAUGAGAAUUCUGGUGGCCAUGACCAUGACCAUGAACAUGUGGAAACAGAACAGCCCUCACCAGUCCAAAAUGUAGAGGACGACGAAAACAAGAAAAACUUCUUCCGCCAGUACUCUGACCAGUAUGAAGAAGUGGGUGCAGAGGAGCUCCAGGGCAUUCUAAAUGACAGAAUCCUAAAAGGAGACUUGAAAUCUGGAGGCUUCACUAUUGAUGCCUGUCGCAGCAUGGUUGCUCUGAUGGACACCUCAAUCACCGGCCGACUUAAUGGUGAGGAAUUUAUUCGCCUGUGGAAGAAGAUUCAGACAUACAAGGACAUUUUCUUCCGCACCGAUGUUUCGCAUACAGGAACACUGUCACUGAAAGAGCUCAGGAACGCAAUCAUGGCUUCAGGAAUGAGGAUCAGUGAUGACAUGCUGAAUCUGAUGGCUCUACGCUACGGUUCCUCCUCUGGAGUCAUUACACUGGAGAGCUUCAUCAGUCUGGUUCUUCGCUUCGACUGCAUGAACCAAAUCUUCAGACAGUUGACUGAUGGCAUGACCAUGACUCUUCAAGAAUCAGAGUGGAUGUACAUUUCGAUGUACACUUAACCUGAUAGAGAAGAUGAGCUGCAGGAUUAAUUUGGAAUUACAGAAGCUGAUGAUGUGAAAGAAAAUAAAUAUAAAAUGUGUUGUUCAGCAAAUGGGCAAAUGAGCAAUUAAAGGGCAUUUACUUUUAUAUUUUCUAAUGUCAGGGGUGUAAUAAACGGUGUCCUAUUCCGCCUUGUUUUCUUUCCUAUCUCUCUUUCCCACUGCAAAGUAGAUCAGGAGAACAAAUGCGAGGAAGCAGACAUAAGGUUCUCAGUUUUUAAAAUCACAAUGGCCAGAGCAAAAAUCAGUUUAGGACUGGAUCUUAUGAGUGUGUUGUCAUUCUAACUGAGGUUAAAAAUGUUUCAUUUGUUGCAAAUGCUAUGUUUAGAACUGAACAAAAAUAAUGUUAUAGAAAUUAUAAUAUAUACCAAUAUUGAUUAAGAGCAUGGCAUUGGAAACUGACUUGGAUCAAGAACACAAAAUUUGUAUCACAUCAUUAAUAAUGCAUAUUGUUACGCCCCUAGUUAAUGUAUUGUGAAAUACAAUGAAAAUUCAACCUAUCCCAUGAUAAAUAGGCAUUACAAUGUACCUUUUUAAGUCUUAUGUUUCUCUGAUGUACUUUCAUUUACAUUCAUUGUAUAAGUUACUGCAUUUUCUGUUUUACUGUUAGCUGGGAAUAGGCGAAACUAAGAUGGUUAUCAUUAUACAAGCUAAAUAUCAGCAUGUUAGCACGGUGACAUCUGUAUUUAGCUCAAAGCACAGUGUCUACCUUAGACAGAUGUUGGCAUGGCUGUAGCCUCGAUCAUGGGAUACUUCUGCAUUUUAAGUGGGUUAUUGCAUUUUCUUUUUUAACUGGGAAAAGGGUUUAUUUUAAAUCACUUUGUACUACAGAAUAAAGAUAUAUCUAUCUAA
Dicentrarchus labrax (European seabass) is the source of this 3177-nucleotide messenger RNA. RefSeq names its product calpain-1 catalytic subunit. Gene Ontology annotation, molecular function: calcium-dependent cysteine-type endopeptidase activity; calcium ion binding. Lineage: Eukaryota; Metazoa; Chordata; Actinopteri; Moronidae. The transcript is spliced from 22 exons. The record is from RefSeq and is a predicted model, not a curated record. The coding region runs from base 181 to 2286 and encodes 701 amino acids. Gene Ontology annotation, cellular component: cytoplasm. Gene Ontology annotation, biological process: proteolysis.